UUGGGUUCCGCAGAUAUAAAGAAAUACCCGUCGAUAAGGAUUCAACCUUUACAAUUUACUUCAAUAUAAAAACAACAAUACAGCAAUUAUUGACUUCAGCCAAGCAGCGUAUAUUCGCACAUUGUUUUCCUCCAAGAAUUCUGGUAUUAUAUUUUUGAGCUAAAGUUAAUAUUUUUACUCUUACACUAUGUCAGCACGACAAGUACAGGAUAUUGCAAUCGUUGGAGCUGGGGUGAUUGGACUUACAACAGCAUGGAUCCUUUGCGAUUUCGGAUUGGGUCCUCGUAUUAAAAUUAUCGCCAAAUAUACACCUGAAGAUCGUUCUGUCGAUUACACUUCACCAUGGGCCGGAGCAAAUUUUUGCAGUAUCUCAAGUGGAGAUGAUAAAGCCUUGCGCUGGGACAAGAUUACCUACAAUCGUCUUGCUUACCUUGCGAACACUCGAAAGGACUCAGGUGUCGUCUUUGCUGAUCUUCGCGAGCUGUGGGAUUAUGAGCCUAAUCAUAACAAGCUUGGCUCUUGGACUUCUUAUGUAAAAAAUUAUAGAGUCAUCCCGAAGGAAGAGCUUCCUGAAAAAUGCAUUUAUGGCCACACGGGCACUACGUUUCUUAUAAAUGUUCCUCAGUAUCUAAACUUCAUAUACAAUAUUGUCAAAGAUUCUGGGGUCACCAUCAUAAAGGAAGAAAUCAAACAUAUUAGCGACGUCCUGAAUUUUGUUCCUAAUCCAAAUGUAGUCUUUAACUGUCCAGGCGUUUGGGCUUGUACACUUGGAGGAGUAGAAGAUCAAAACGUGUAUCCUACUCGCGGCCAAAUCGUCUGUGUCGACGCUCCUCAUAUCAAAGAAACGAGAAUCCGUAAUGGUAUUGGUUCCGAUACUUACAUCAUUCCUCGUCCUUUCAAUGGUGGUGUCGUUUUAGGAGGUUUUAUGCAGAAGGGCAACUGGGAUCGUGAAAUUCAUCCUGAAGAUACUCAAGAUAUAUUAAAGCGUACUGCUACUCUCAUGCCAGAACUGUUUCAUAACCAAGGUCCCGAAGCUGCAAAGAUCAUAUUUGAAGCGGUCGGAUUCCGCCCUUCUCGUAACGGGGGUGCUCGUGUAGAAUUGGAUUUCAUUCCAGGGACCAAAUUCCCUUUGAUUCAUGACUAUGGUGCCUCUGGUACUGGUUAUCAAGCAGGAUAUGGUAUGGCCUUCGAUUCAGUCUUGUUGGCCCUUCCCUUUAUAAACUUUGCUUAAAUUACGAUGCAGUACUCAAUUGUUCAUGUUAUUUGUCAACUCUUACCUUUUACUUUUUAUAACUUCAUACGCUAUUUCCUUAGUCGCUUUCUCUUUUAUUUUACUUAUCUGCAGUACUUUCAUGACCUUUCCUACUUAAGUGUUACAUUCUUCUAUAAUUAAACAAUCGCAUCGUUAAUAUAAUAUAUACUAUUGUUUCU
This is a messenger RNA of Schizosaccharomyces cryophilus OY26, 1431 nucleotides long. Its product is annotated as D-amino acid oxidase. The coding region runs from base 188 to 1231 and encodes 347 amino acids. The transcript is spliced from 2 exons. NCBI's taxonomy places the organism in Eukaryota, Fungi, Ascomycota, Schizosaccharomycetes, Schizosaccharomycetales, Schizosaccharomycetaceae. The record is from RefSeq and is a predicted model, not a curated record. Gene Ontology annotation, molecular function: D-amino-acid oxidase activity; FAD binding.